AAUUUAAGCCCUUGGGCCAGCCAUCAUUUCUGCCUCGUCAUCACCGCUCCUCCCUCCAAAGUUCAGAUCAUGAGACCGACGAAACUCCCCAGAUUCCGGCCAAGAGUCCGAUUUCCCGGCGAGAUAAAACGAGCAAUCGUAAUCGGAAACGGGUUCGCCGGAGCAGAGAAUCAAUGCGUUGGUUUAAUUAGAGCUCUUGGCCUCUUUUCUCGUCAUUCUAUAUACCGAGUUAAUAGACCAAGAGGGGCAAUUAACAAGUGGCUUCAUUGGCUACCGGUUCCGGUUCAUAAAAGAGUGGACUUUCUUAUGAGCAGAGUGUUUGGUGGGCAAAAAGAUGAUUGCUUUUCAAGUGAUGUACUUGAAGCUAAUUCCAAGCACAUUGCUAAAAUGGCCCGUGAUACAUUUGAUAGGGAUGGUCCUUUGUUAGUGGUUGCAUCCGGGCGAGACACUGUUUCAGUAGCAAGCUCAAUUAGACUAUUAGCUCCAGAAAAUGUUUUUGUUGUUCAGAUACAACAUCCAAGAUCACAUUUAGAUAGGUUUGAUUUGGUGAUUACUCCCCAUCAUGAUUAUUAUCGAUUGACCCCUCAUGCCCAAGAGCAAAUCCCCUGGUUUCUCCGGAGGUGGAUAAUUUCACGUGAACCUCCUGAUAGGCAUGUGGUUCUUACUGUGGGAGCUCUACAUCAGGCUGAUUCUGCUGCACUAAGAGCUGCAGCUUCUAUUUGGCAUGAUAAGUUGGCUGUACUUCAAAAGCCUUUGCUUAUUGUCAACAUUGGAGGACCUACACGCAACUGUGAGUACGGUACAGAUCUUGCGAAGCAGUUGACCAAUAUGCUGCAGAAAGUCCUUUGGAGUUGUGGAAGUGUCAGAAUAUCCUUUUCCAGGAGAACCCCUGAAAAGGUGUCCAAGAUCAUAGUAAAAGAACUUGGUGAUGACCCUAAAGUUUAUAUUUGGGAUGGUGAAGGUCCAAAUCCACAUAUGGGGCAUCUAGCCUGGGCUGAUGCUUUUGUCAUCACUGCUGAUUCUGUGAGUAUGUUGAGUGAAGCUUGCAGCAGUGGGAAGCCUGUCUAUGUUAUUGGAGCUGAACGGUGCACGUGGAAAUUUGCCGACUUCCAAAAGCGAUUGCUGGAAAUGGCAGUGGUUAGACCAUUUACAGGCGAAGAGGAUAUAUCCGAGACCUGGAGCUAUCGUCCACUGAAUGACACUACAGAUGCUGCUGCUCGGGUAAUUGAGGCACUUGCAAGACGUGGAUGGACAAUAGAACGAUGAAGUUAUUCUUCUUAGCAAUAGACAUGAGUCAAGCUUACCAAGUACGCAGAAUUACUCCCAACCUUGCACCGUCUUCUUUUAGAUUUUGAUAAUUGCAGAAAGCAGUUAAAGUUUCAAACUGACAAGUUCAUCUGCCGACAAAUUGUGAAAUCUCUCGCUGUUGAGAAAUCAUAGCAUAUAAUGUUAUAUAAACCCAUUGAUAAUACUACUUAUUUGAAGAUCUCUAUGCUAAAACAGCAUGAGAGAGAAGCUGUAUGUAGAAAAAGAUGAAACUGAAUUUGUUGUAUCACAUUUAUGAGAUAAAUAGGAUAUCUUUUUUUUUUGAAUAAA
Mercurialis annua (annual mercury) is the source of this 1596-nucleotide messenger RNA. Its product is annotated as mitochondrial fission protein ELM1-like. Gene Ontology annotation, biological process: mitochondrial fission. The record is from RefSeq and is a predicted model, not a curated record. Gene Ontology annotation, cellular component: mitochondrial outer membrane. The coding region runs from base 70 to 1266 and encodes 398 amino acids. NCBI's taxonomy places the organism in Eukaryota, Viridiplantae, Streptophyta, Magnoliopsida, Malpighiales, Euphorbiaceae. The transcript is spliced from 11 exons.